Didymodactylos carnosus is the source of this 438-nucleotide messenger RNA. Lineage: Eukaryota; Metazoa; Rotifera; Eurotatoria; Philodinida; Philodinidae. The record is from the annotation of a GenBank genome assembly.
AUGGUGAUGUCAAUGAUAGUUAGUCGAUUGUAUUUAACAUUAUUUUACUCGUUAUGGAUGUUGGGUCUUGUAUUUCGAUAUACUCCAAAGUAUCAAGAUUUUAUUCUUCGAAUUAUUAUUGAUUCUCUAUUAUUUUUUGUUAUUCUGUGCUUUAUGUUUGCCGUUUGGAAUGAUGAAGCGAAUUUUCAAGAAAUUUUAUUGUUAAUGAGUAUUGGAUUUAUCAUGUUGGCUUUGUUAUCGUCAAUAAUUUUAAUUAUUCUAUACGGUUUUAUGAAUAUAACAGCUGAAAUAUUUCCACUUAAACAUCAAGCAUUUAAACAUAAUGCGUUUCGUGUUGGACUUUUUGUAGGAACAGGUUUACUUCAUAUUUUGGCAGCAUUUGCAACAUUCCGAUUACAUUAUUAUGUUAAAAGACAAACAAAUAUCCAAAUAGAAUAG